AAAGAGAAGAAAGAUGCCAUAUCUCACACAAGCCAACCAUUACUCACAAACUCUAGCUGCAUUUAUCUAGCAAGCAAGCCAGAAGAAACUUAAAAAAUGAAAGGGCUUGCAGCAAUGUUGCUUUGUUUCUUUCUUUUACUUGUUGCUCCUCCUUCAGCUUCAUCUUCCUCCAGGAAAAGUUCCAAAUACCCAAAACCCUGCAACCAGUUUGUGCUCUAUUAUCAUGACAUCCUUUUCGGCAGAACUCGCAACAUUCUCUCUAACUCAACGUCUUACAGAAUUACAAACGCCACCAACCUUGGCAACUAUCAGUUUGGCUCUCUCAUUGUUUUCGAUGACCCCAUUACCAAAGAUGAAAACCUGCGGUCUCCUCCUGUGGCCACCGCUCAAGGGCUGUAUGUAUACGAUAUGAGAAGUGAUUAUAGUACUCUCUUUGCUUUUUCAUUGAUUUUCAACUCGACUGAACGUAAAGGCACUCUGAAUAUCUUGGGGUCGGACCCUUUAGGGCCACCUUCCAGGGAUCUCUCUGUGGUUGGAGGGACUGGAGACUUUUUCAUGGCGAGAGGUAUUGUAACUUUCACAACUGAAGCUAUAGAAAGCAUCGAGUAUUUCAGACUCAAGAUGGAUUUUAAGUUGUAUGAAUGUUAUUGAUUAGAGCUUUUGUAAUUGUGUUGUGCAAAUAAGGUUGUAUUGUGACCACAAGUAAGCAAUCUUGAUUGAAGUUCGCAAA
Molecule: messenger RNA, 730 nt
Organism: Mangifera indica (mango)
Lineage: Eukaryota; Viridiplantae; Streptophyta; Magnoliopsida; Sapindales; Anacardiaceae
Product: dirigent protein 5-like
Exons: 1
Coding region: 97-651 (184 amino acids)
Source: RefSeq, a predicted model, not a curated record